Diabrotica virgifera virgifera (western corn rootworm) is the source of this 2551-nucleotide messenger RNA. RefSeq lists its product as uncharacterized. NCBI's taxonomy places the organism in Eukaryota, Metazoa, Arthropoda, Insecta, Coleoptera, Chrysomelidae. The record is from RefSeq and is a predicted model, not a curated record. Bases 937 to 2205 code for a protein of 422 amino acids. The transcript is spliced from 2 exons.
AGUUACGCUUUAUCGUUGUUUGCGAACGUUGUGUUCUCAAGUUGUUAAAAGUGUUAAAGAGUGUUUUUAAUUUUUGUUUUUAUUUUAUCAUGUCUGCUGGUUCUUCAGGUGUUCACCGAGACGUGACGAGGUUGAGUUUAUUCGAACUUCUUUUAGAUAAUUCUUUGUUAUCUCGGGCAACUACAGUUGCUUCAAGGAAAAAAAUGCUUGACUAUGUAAAUCAUAGAAUACCAGACAUUCCUGAAGAAGUCAUUUUAAACAAAAUUUCAUGGUUUUCUAAUAAUCUCCUGGUUCGUUGGAAAGCUAGUGGGAAAAAUAAGAAAAAUUUUUUGAAGCAGAAUGAGGACUGGCUGAAUCAUUCAAUACAUAAUACUGUUGAACCACAUCCAAGUGAAUUUGUUUGUACAACUAAAAGAAAAUUAAGGCCUAUGAAAGGGUUUGAUACACUAAGCACUAGAUCCAAAAGGAGACGUACAAAAAAAUUGGUGUUAAACCAUAGCGUAGAAGAGCUUAAUUUUGCAUCAAGGACCAGUUUUAUAAAAUCAGGCAAAAGAAAUUUGGCUUAUGUUAUAAAAAAAGCUACAUUUUCCAGUCCUCGGUCGCUAAGAAGGUUAAAAAAUGUGCGCGGAUCAAAAAGUCCGGUGAAAAAAUAUACAGCUGAAGAAACCCUUGCUCUCAUAGUUGAUGCUAAAUUGACCAAAUCACAGUAUUUAAAAUUGAAAAAAAGUGCAAAGAAUAAUAAUUGUGACAUAUCCUUCUUACGAUGAUGUACUAAAAGCAAAGAAAGAGUGUUACCCGGAAGGCAUAAAUGUAACAGAGACUAAGGGGGAGAGUAAGUUACAAUGUCUCCUUGAUCACAUUGUUCGUCGUUUAGCUGUUGUCCAGGAAGUAGUAUUUUCUCAAGUUAUAAGUGAAAAAGGUAUUACAGUUUUUCACAUGACUUAUAAAUGGGGGUUUGAUGGAAGUUCAAAUCAUUCUAUGUACAAACAGAAAUUUCAGGAAAGUUGUGAUUUAGUAGAUUCAGACUUGCUGUUAACAUCGAUAGUGCCACUUAAGUUAACAACACAACAGUUUGAGUCAGAAGAGAUUGUAUGGCUUAAUCCACGUUCAUCAUCUACUCGAUUUUGUGUACCUAUUAAAUUCGAAUUCAUAAAAGAAACACAUGAUAUAAUAAUGCGAGAAAAUAAUUAUGUCGAGGAACAAAUAGCUUCGCUCUUACCAACAAUUGUAAAUGUCCGAGAAGAAAUUGUUACUGUCCAGCAUACGUUAUUAAAAACUAUGUUGGAUGGAAAAGUGGCCAAUGCUCUAGCAGAAAAUCCUUCCACACAGAGCUGCUAUAUUUGCAAAACUAAACCAAAAGAUAUGAACAAUUUAAGGGCAGUUUUAAAAAAACCUUGCAAUUUCUCUACUUUUCAGUAUGGUCUGUCGACGCUGCAUGCACAUAUUAGAUUCUUUGAAUGCAUUUUGCAUAUUGCUUACCGACUAGAUAUAAAAACAUGGCAGGUUAGAGGUGUCCAAAAUAAAGCCAUUUGUGAAGCAAAAAAGAAAGAAAUAAUAUCAAAAUUUCGGCAAGAAACUGGACUUCUCAUAGAUACAAUUAAUCAAGGUAGUGGUAAUACCAAUGAUGGUAACACUGCCAGAAAAUUCUUCAAAGACCCUGAGAAAUCCGCUCAAAUUACAAAUGUAGACGAAACUUUAAUUAGGAGAUUUGCAACCAUUUUACAAGCCAUAUCAUGUGGUUAUCAAUUAAAUAGCGAAAAUUUUAGAGAAUAUACUCUGAAAACUGCCGAACAUUUUGUGAAAUUAUACGAAUGGUAUAAGAUGCCAGCUAGUGUCCAUAAAAUAUUAAUACAUGGAACUGACGUAAUUGAUACUCUUUUACUUCCGAUUGGUCAGUUAAGCGAAGAAGCUUUAGAAGCAAGACAUAAGGAGUCCCGUUAUUAUCGACAACAUAACACACGCAAGAUCGGAAGAAAAGAAAAUAUAGAAGACCUUCUUCAUGCGUUAUUAUUAUCUUCAGAUAUGGUUAUUUCGCAUUUAAGACCAUUGCCGAAAAGAAAAGUAAAUCAUCUAUCUAAAGAAGUUUUGGGCUUACUUCGUGCACCAGAAAUUAGCCCUCAAACACCUUCAAUGUCAGUAGAAGAAGAAGAUUCGGAUACUUCAUGCUCUAGUAGCCCCGAAAGUGACAAUGACGUUUUUGAGUAAUGUAAAUUUUUAUUAAUAAUUUUAUUAUUUUUUUUUGGACUCUAGAUAUGCAACUAUUUUAAAUUUGUUUAUAAUUCGCUAUUACUUUGGGUUUUUUAAUAAUUGUAUUUUAUUUAUUUUUGUUAGAAUUCUGUGAUUUAUUUUAAUUGAUUAUUGAAAACAAAUUCCUAAGAAAAAUAAAGAAAAAAGUUCCUUUUUAUUGUAACUUAUGCAUUACCCUUAUUGCGGCUGGCUAAAUAUAACAUAAUUAUGAAACACCCUGUAUAAUUGAACGAGAUUAAUAUUAACUAUUUUCGUGAUGUUAUCUUAACAAUUUGUGGCCGUGACUUGUUCUUAAUAAAUUGCC